AUGAUUUUGAGCGAUCCGGAGUUGAUCAAGAAGAUUCCACUGGUCGAGAGAGCUAUCAACGCUUAUAAUCCGGACUGGGAGACCACCGACACAAUUGUGAAGACUCCACUGGUCAUUCCGUAUGCUCAGAGAGGCGGAAAAUUUGUGUUGGACAACAUGUUGAACAUGGGAUGCGAGGACUUUCUUCUCUGCUUCGAUUACGGAAUAAUCAAAUGGCUCUGUGACAAUAUUCGAAUUUAUUGA
Molecule: messenger RNA, 243 nt
Organism: Caenorhabditis remanei
Lineage: Eukaryota; Metazoa; Nematoda; Chromadorea; Rhabditida; Rhabditidae
Exons: 2
Coding region: 1-243 (80 amino acids)
Source: RefSeq, a predicted model, not a curated record